Molecule: messenger RNA, 1006 nt
Organism: Poecile atricapillus (Black-capped chickadee)
Lineage: Eukaryota; Metazoa; Chordata; Aves; Passeriformes; Paridae
Gene: SGCZ
Product: sarcoglycan zeta
Exons: 8
Coding region: 80-1006 (308 amino acids)
Biological process (GO): cardiac muscle tissue development; heart contraction
Cellular component (GO): sarcolemma; sarcoglycan complex
Source: RefSeq, a predicted model, not a curated record
AGCUGAGGUACCCUCCUGCCAUGGUUUCACCCCAGCCAACAACUCAGUCCCAUGGAACCACUGGGUCACUUUUCCACAGAUGACACGAGAGCAAUAUAUAUUAGCAACACAACAGAACAGCCUUCCAAGGACUGAACAUCCUCAGUUUUACCCAGUAGGGAUUUAUGGAUGGCGAAAGAGGUGCUUAUACUUCUUUGUCCUUCUGCUGUUGGUUACCAUGAUUGUUAAUUUAGCAAUGACAAUAUGGAUUUUGAAGGUUAUGAAUUUCACAGUGGAUGGAAUGGGAAAUUUGAGAGUCACUAAAAAAGGAAUACGACUUGAAGGAAUAUCUGAAUUUCUACUUCCACUAUAUGUGAAAGAAAUCCAUUCCCGAAAGGAUAGCCCACUGGUCUUACAGUCUGACAGAAAUGUAACAGUGAAUGCAAGAAAUCACAUGGGACAGUUAACUGGACAACUGACAGUAGGAGCUGAUGCCGUGGAAGCUCAGUGUAAGAGAUUUGAAGUAAGAGCAAGUGAUAGUGGAAAAGUAUUGUUUUCUGCAGAUGAAGAUGAGAUUGUCAUUGGAGCCGACAGACUGAAAGUAACAGGCACGGAAGGGGCAGUGUUUGGGCACUCUGUGGAGACACCCCAUAUCAGAGCAGAACCUUCCCAAGACCUCAAACUUGAAUCUCCUACUAGAUCUUUGGUGAUGGAAGCACCCAGGGGAGUGCAAGUCAACGCAGCUGCAGGAGACUUAAAGGCUACCUGUAGGAAAGAACUGCACUUACAGUCCACAGAAGGGGAGAUAUUUUUAAACGCAGAUACAAUCCGCCUGGGAAAUCUACCAGUGGGGUCCUUUUCAUCCUCCUCCUCCUCCUCCUUCUCCUCCUCCUCCUCACCCAGCUCUUCAGCCCCUCGCCAGACAAUCUAUGAGCUCUGCGCCUGUCCCAAUGGUAAACUUUACCUGUCCCCAGCAGGAGCAGGCUCCACAUGUCAAUCCAGCAGCAACAUCUGCUUGUGGAGCUAG